UCAAUACAGCUGUAGCAUCUAUCAUGUUGCAGAUUUGGAGCGAGAGGUAUCUCUCCGCAUAUAUUUUUAUUUGUCGUCUUCUAUUUUAUGCCUUCAUAGACCCCCGAGCGGAAGGCGCGCGGGUUUCAGAUAUGCGCACCUGAAUCGCUCAAACAGAACCAUAAGGGUUUCCUGAGAUGUUCCGGUGUCAGUUCCACUAUCACUGCAUGGCUGUGAUGUGACAAUGCGCUGUCUGGUGGCUCGCAUCAAUCACAAGACUCUGAUAGUCAUCUGUGCUGUAUUUGCCCUCAUCACUAUACUGCUGUGGAACAAGUGCUCCAGUGACAAAGACCUGCCCACACAGAUCAGACCUCAGCUGGAGUUUGCACCCACCCCAGAGAAGGAUGAGGACAACGGGCAGGCCCCCGAAGCACCGCCUGGAUCCAAAGAAGUCACUUAUGAGCAGAUUGACUGCCUUAUCAAUGAAGAUGUCAUCAUAAAAGGCCGUAGGGAGGGGGGCGAGGUGUAUCUGCCCUUCAGCUGGGUGGAAAGGUACUUUGACGUCUACGGGCGUCUGGUACAGUAUGAUGGGACGGAACGGUUUGAGUUCUCCCACAGUUACUCCCGGGUGUACGCCCAAAGGGAGCCUUACCACCCGGAUGGGGUCUUCAUGUCCUUUGAGGGGUACAACGUGGAAGUGCGGGAUCGGGUGAAAUGCAUCAGUGGUGUGGAAGGUGUACCAAUCUCUACCCAGUGGGGUCCCCAGGGGUACUUCUACCCCAUUCAAAUAGCUCAGUAUGGGCUGAGCCACUACAGCAAGAACCUCACAGAAAAGCCACCUGAUAUAAAGAUCUACGGCAUGUCUGAGGAAAAAGAGGGUGGCUCAAGUCCAUGGGUUGUCCCUAAGGGUUGCACACUCUCUAAGCUACAGGAUCAAGGUCGCUUUGGGUUUGCGCAUCAUUUUGUCACAGCGGAGAACCCUGAUGGUGUAUCUUUGGUCUUGGACAACGCAAAAGAUUUCGUCCUAACCUUUGAUGUGAAGUUUGUCUCCAAUGGUAGCGUCUCUGUGGUUCUGGAGACCACAGAAAAGGGACCUCCUUACAUCCUCCAUUACAUCACUAGUCCACUCCUUCUUUCCUUUAAAGACCGAGAGGUCAUCUACGGCAUCGGCUCUCGAGCCUCCUGGAGUACCGUCAGUCGUGAUUUAGUGACAGAUUUGCGUAAAGGAGUCGGUUUGUCCAACACCAAAGUGGUGAAGGCGACCAAGAUCAUGCCUCGCUCUGUGGUCCAGCUGGUUCUUAGAGGUUCUGGCUUUAUCAGCAAUAUCACUGUGUCUUCCACUGCACACAUGGCUCCCUUCUUUGCCGCCAGUGAUUGGCUUCUUUAUAACCAGGAUGAGCAUGGAGGGUGGCCGAUUAAGGUGACCCGAAAACUCGGAGAGGGGUUCAAGAGCUUGGAGCCCGGAUGGUACUCCGCAAUGGCCCAAGGCCAAGCCAUGUCGACAUUAGUGAGGGCGUACCUGGUGACGCACAACCCUGCAUACCUCGGCGCCGCAAUCCGAGCGACAUCCCCCUUCAAAAGGACUUCUGAACAUGGUGGAGUCAAAGCGACAUUCAUGAACAAGUACGACUGGUACGAGGAAUACCCCACAACACCUAAUUCAUUUGUUCUUAACGGCUUUAUCUACUCUCUGAUUGGGCUAUAUGAUGUGGCGGAGACGGCGGGCAACAAGCUUGGUCGAGAAGCAGGUGUACUCUUCAGUCAAGGACUGGAGUCACUCAAGGCCAUGUUGCCAUUGUUCGACACAGGCUCUGGAACGGUUUACGACCUGAGACACUUUACCCUGGGUCUUGCCCCUAAUUUAGCACGCUGGGACUACCACACCACGCACAUCAACCAGUUACAGCUGCUCGCAUCAAUCGACACUGCCCCCAUUUUCAGGGAAUAUGUGAAACGCUGGAAGACUUACCUGAAAGGAGGCCGGGCCAAGCACAACUAGACUUUCUCGGAUGGCAAUUUUAUAUAAAAUCUUGAACUAUUGUUUAAGAAUGAAAUAUACUGAGCAUUAAUAAUUACAUAAGCAUUUUUACUUUACAUGAAAAGGGUGCAUAUUUUAUCCAAUAUGUUUGCUUUAAAGUGUCUUGCUGAAGAGCCUGAGUUGUUGUACAGACUUUGAGAAUGUGGAGUCACCUAAAAUAUUUAUUUGCAAAAUAUCUUGGUAUAUUUGAAUGUAAGAAGCAAUGCACAGUUAUUUACACAGAUGUUGAAGAAAGCACAGCAGAUUUGCUCUAAAAUUAAACGACUAUAUAUCUUGAUGCAUACAGUUAGUAAAUGUGAGUAGUCACACUAAUGAUUGUGUAUCAAUGAAUAGAUUAUGCUGUAAAAUGUCAUUAGUAUUGCAUAAUGGUAAAAUGAGUGUAUUAGAAAUGUUUUAGAAAAUUUUGAUCUUUGUAGCCUAUUUUAAAGCACAAUCCUAUAGGUCUUUGUGAUUUGAUACAGUUGCACUAUUUGAAUAGUUUUCUUUUCAGUAUGUAAUUAUUUAAAGCUUAAAUAAAUGUGCUAUUUGAGCUGUUUUAAAACUUUCAGUGAACAAUCAUUGCUAUCAAAAAGUGGACCGAGAGACACAUGGAGCACAUAUCAUA
Molecule: messenger RNA, 2621 nt
Organism: Sinocyclocheilus grahami
Lineage: Eukaryota; Metazoa; Chordata; Actinopteri; Cypriniformes; Cyprinidae
Product: D-glucuronyl C5-epimerase-like
Exons: 4
Coding region: 224-1978 (584 amino acids)
Biological process (GO): heparan sulfate proteoglycan biosynthetic process
Cellular component (GO): Golgi apparatus
Molecular function (GO): heparosan-N-sulfate-glucuronate 5-epimerase activity
Source: RefSeq, a predicted model, not a curated record